Octodon degus (degu) is the source of this 4139-nucleotide messenger RNA. It is a transcript of the gene Fam78a, whose product is annotated as family with sequence similarity 78 member A. Lineage: Eukaryota; Metazoa; Chordata; Mammalia; Rodentia; Octodontidae. The transcript has 3 exons. The record is from RefSeq and is a predicted model, not a curated record. Bases 1026 to 1877 code for a protein of 283 amino acids.
GCCGCCGCCGCCGCCUGCGGUCCUGCAUCUCUCCCGGCGGGGCGCACGGUCCUGCGUGGCCGGCUGCACUUGGGGGACGGCUGCGGGCGGGCGCGAGUGCUGGGCCAGCGCAAGGGCCGAGUUUCGGCAAAGUUUGACCCGGUUGCCUUUCUGAUGCCGCAGCGGAGCGGGGCGGCGCGGGGCGCGCAAGGCUUCUGCGGCGCGGCGCGGGGCUGAGCGGCGACAGCACGCUCACCAUGAUCGUAAAAUAAAGGAGGCGCGCGGGGUCGGGGCGACAGAACCCCGAGCUUCAGCCUCCGUCCCCGGCCUCCCCCAGUAGCCCCGAGCCUCCUUGACCCCAGUAAAGACAGCCCCAGGACACUGUCAGGGGGAGGGUCGGGGCGUCCGGAGGGCGCGGCCGGGAGCGCGGAGCGGCCGCGGGGCAGGUUCGCUUCGCGCACAGCCCCGGAGCCCCGCACCGCGGCGGGCGGAGACAGCGAUCGCGGCGAGGGACCCGCGGCGCGCCCGCGUGGGGGUGCCCGGCCCGCGCCCGCGAGUGGGACCUCGGCCUCGCGGAAGGAAACUGUGCUCCCGCCGAUUGGGCGCCCCACCGGGUCGGCGCGGGUGCUCGGGCAGCGCGUGCGGAAAGCGGAGGGGAGGAAGCCGGGCGUCUGCGGCGAGGGUAGCAGCGCCACCGACCACGGGGACUGCGCCUGCCUCGCUGCUUUCCCGAAGACUUCGGCAGGUGACCAGAGCAGCCGUCCCUGAGACUGAGACACCGAACAACAUGCUGGUCCAUUAAAUUCGGAACUUUUCUUUUUUUAACUCAAAGAAUAUUGGUGAUUUUUGUCCACUGCUAAGAGAAGAGCAAGGGAGCCCAGGGCUCUUGCGAUGCCGCAAAAUCCUUAUUUAUAACAGGCUCGCGGUCGUGCUAAGCAGCACUCCGGGCUCGCUGAGCUGUUCUCUAUCCUAUGGAUACCCGUCCUGCGCUGUGAGAUCGGCUAGCCCGUCCCUCCGCACUGGGCCGCGCAGCCUCCACCCUUUCAAUGCCCGGUUUCUGCUGGGAUUGCUGGCCUUCCCUAGAGAUCCGGGCGGUGCUGUGUGCCAUGGGCUGCAUCCAGAGCAUUGGGGGCAAAGCCAGAGUCUUCCGAGAAGGGAUUACGGUGAUCGACGUGAAGGCCUCCAUCGACCCGGUCCCCACCAGCAUUGAUGAGUCCUCCAGCGUGGUGCUCCGCUACCGGACGCCUCACUUCCGGGCCUCUGCCCAAGUGGUCAUGCCGCCCAUCCCCAAGAAGGAGACCUGGAUCGUGGGCUGGAUCCAGGCCUGCAGCCACAUGGAGUUCUACAACCAGUAUGGGGAGCAGGGCAUGUCCAGCUGGGAGCUUCCCGACCUGCAGGAGGGCAAGAUUGAGGCGAUCAGUGACUCGGAUGGGGUGAACUACCCCUGGUACGGUAAUACCACAGAGACCUGCACCAUUGUGGGCCCCACCAAGAGGGACUCCAAGUUCGUCAUCAGCAUGAACGACAAUUUCUACCCCAGUGUCACGUGGGCCGUGCCUGUGAGCGAAAGCAAUGUGGCCAAGCUGACCAGCAUCUACCGGGACCAGAGCUUCACCACCUGGCUGGUGGCCACUAACACCUCCACCAACGACAUGAUCAUCCUGCAGACGCUGCACUGGCGCAUGCAGCUCAACAUCGACGUGAACCCCACGCGGCCCCUGGGCCAGCGCGCUCGGCUGCGGGAACCCAUCGCGCAGGACCAGCCCAAGAUCCUGAGCAAGAACGAGCCCAUCCCACCCAGCGCCCUGGUCAAGCCUAACGCCAACGAUGCUCAGGUCCUCAUGUGGAGGCCCAAGUACGGGCCCCCGCUGGUGGUCAUCCCACCCAAGCACCGGUGAUGCCACGGAGCCGCCCGCUGGGUUAGACUCCGGACAACAGCGCGGCUCAGAAUGAAACCAAACGCACUCUUGGGCCCUUGGGCAAAAUACAACCAUUCUACCUUCUUCUCCAGUGGGCGACCUCACUGUGCUGCUGUCCCCCACGGGCGACCCGCUUGGCACCUGCUCCCUCCCCUGCGGGGCCGGAGCGUCCCGUGGUCUCCCCUCCUCGCCAUCUCCGUCUUUCACUUGCAGGCGACUCCCCAGACAUGGCUUUUUCUUUUCCAUUUCUCCCGGUGGGGUUCAGGGCGGGGCUGCCACUGAGGGCUGCCACGGCCACUAUGCUGUUGGUGUCUUGCUGGCCGUCCCCCCCGUGCCCUGCCCUUCGUCUCCUGCCCUCUGCCGCGCGGCCUUAUGUAGACUUGCUUUGCCAAACUUUUGCCUUAAGCUGAAUUUAAAGGAAAGAGAAGAGUCAGAGAGGGAAUAUGGGACCCUGUUCCUGCUGUCCCUCUACCUUCCCAGAGCAUGGCAGCCCCCGAGGUGUUACCUGGGCCCCCCGAAUGCCUGGUGUCUCAGGAGAGAGCUGCAGAGGAGAGGAGGUCUAAGCCAGCUGUCUGCUCUUCUGCUUGGGCGGAGACGGUGCCACAGGCAGGUUUCACCCGGGAGCCCCUCCCUCCCUCUCCCCAUGCCAGGAGCUGGGCAGUGUGUGCGUCUGCUUGGCUUUGCUGUUUUCUGCAGCCUUACGUGGCCUGGGGUGGCUCAAGGAGGAGUGCAAGGGGCCCAUGAUCUAUCUUUGCAGUGUGCCCCUGUGUCCUCAGGCCCUGUCCCCAGGCCUCUCCUCUAAGCAGGUGGCUUUUCCUUUUGCUUCUGCACCAGUCCUGAAGGCCCGGGGCCUCCCCUGCCCCUACUGCCAUGACUGUCCCAGUCUGAGCCUCUGAGGUCCCAUCCCUGUCCAGCUGCACCUGAAGACUUGAAUCUGGUGGCUCCAGCGCCCAGCCACCACCUCUAGAGCACAGCAGAGAGCCAAGACAGGGUGCCCAGAUCAUUCUCAGGGGAUGCCCCCCCAGGCUCUCUGGGGGAGGCUGCACACAGGCCCCAAGCCCAGCGUGGAGGGACACCCUCUCAUGUCAGAGAUGCUGCUGCUUGCUGUCCUCAGGAAGGAAACCCGGGCCCAGGGCUGGGAGGGUCGCCUGGCAUCCAGCCCUGGUUGGGGGCUGGUAGCCACUCCCGGUGUCCACUCUCCAGAAGUCCAGGACACACCAUCAGCCCUGCGCUUUGGGGGACACCUGCUGGAGCCCCGCUCCUUCAGGCUUGCCACGGGCCUUGCUGUGCGGAGCAUAGCCAGGCACAGAACCUGUAGACCAGAAAAUAAUCAUUUCCGUUCACCUGAGCCACUGGUAGAGCGUCCCAGGGAGAGGUUCGUGGGCCCCGGGCCCAGGCUGUCCCUGGGAGGGGCAUAGGGGACUGAGGGCUGGAUUCCAGGCAGUGUGGGGAUAGCCCCUGAGUGCUCGGGAGCCCAAGCCGGGGCCCAGAGGAGCUGUGGCCUUGCAUGUGGGAGUGGGGGCCCGGCAUCCCCAGACUUGGCCUCCCCGUAAGGGGCCCUCUCUACACUCAGGUCUUUCUUGCACUAAUGAAGAGGCGGGCCCUAGCAAGGGGUCGAGAAGUUGGGUUCUCAUCCUGGGCUGGGUCAUCACUGAGGGGUCUUCCUAGAAGUAGGGUUGGGGAGCAGGAAGGGCAGGAAGGGGGUCCUCAAACCCACGUUUCUUUUUCAUCUACUACUUGCUGUAUAGGCCAGGCUGUCCUCAAACUCAUGGCAAUCCUCCUGCCUCAGCCUCCCGGGUGCUGGGAAGACAGGAGUGUGUCGCCCUGCCCAGUUCCAGACCCACAUUCUGUGCGUGUGAGCAGCCUCACAGCCCAGGAUCCUCCCCUGCAUGUCCCUGCCCCACUGUGGCUCCCCUUUCUCCCUGAACCCCCUUUCCCUCCCUCCUGCCUCAUGAAAGGUGGGGUUGGGAGACCCCAGAGAUGCCAGCUGGGGCUGACCCCUCGGCUCCUUCCACCUUGGAGCACAGGCCCAGGCCUGUCCACUGGGGCCCCACUUCCACUGAUGCCCCCCACCCAGCGCAGCGUGGACACUCACUCCUCCAGCAAUAAGAACCGUCCUCAGCUGCGGAGAUUACUGUGAAUUGAACCAGUGCACUUACGGGAGCACAAGGCUCUUGAAGGCAAUGUACAGUGAACUUUUUUUUUAAGAUUUCAGAUGAUAACAGAUAUCAAAAGAAAUAA